Molecule: messenger RNA, 1743 nt
Organism: Symbiodinium sp. CCMP2456
Lineage: Eukaryota; Dinophyceae; Suessiales; Symbiodiniaceae
Source: the annotation of a GenBank genome assembly
AUGCCGCAGCAGUCCGAAGCAAAACAUCUCGUCCACCUGACCGCAGUCCCCGCCGGCUGGCCCCUCGCGACCGUCAUCGACGCCUUCCUUCAACUGGCUGCUUAUCAUCCAAGUCGUGCUCAUGCAAGUUAUGCGGCGAGCCGAGCUCCCGAGGUGGUGAGUGCUCGGCUCGUGGAGCUCUGGACCUCGCAGCCGGCGGAGGCCGAGGCCUGGCUCCAGCGGUGCCGGGAGCACUUCGCGAAAGAGCUCGCAGGCAAGGAGACGAGGCCGGAGCUCCUCAGCGAGGCGCUGCUCCGGCACGGCGCGGCCGAGUACGGCAAGUACGGGUGGUGCUGGAGCUUCUCCGAGGCCGGGCUCCUGCGAGGAGAGCCGCUUGGCUCAGCAGCGGAGCGGGAGAGCUGGGCGGCGGGGUACCUGCAGCAGCCCCCCAUCCCCGCUCGCUGCCGGGAGCUCGCGGAGAGGCUCGCGGAGGCCGAGAGCCUGGAGACGGCGCGGAAGCGGCAGAAGCUCGAGGAGGAGACCGCCGAGCGCCGGCGCCUCGAAGCGGAGCUCCAGAAAUCGCAGGAGGAGGGCCGAGAGUUACGCAAUCGCCUGGCCGCGGCCGAGGCGCAGGUUUCCAGUAAGGAUGCGGAGCUCCAAACUGCGCAGAGCGAGAGCGCCAAGUGCACGGAAACGUGUAAUGAGUUUGUGGCCCGCGCUGCUGCUGCGGAGUCAGCAGCGGCAGAGUUCCAGGAGCGCUGCGAAGAGUUUGCGACACGCAUGCAGGCAUCGGAGGCAGAAGCUUCCGAGCAUGCGAAGACCAAGGAGCGUCUGGCGCAGGCCGAGGCCGAUGAGAAUCUCAGCUUGAAGGAUGGCUCCCAGCGGUCUGAGACGGGGCAAAGCACCGAACUGCAGGUCGAGAAGGCAGUCUUGCAGGACCGGUGUGAGCAGCUCCAGCAGCAGCUUGCCGAAGCACGUGGUCAGCUGGAGGUUCUGUGGGAAGAGAGGGGCAGGUACCAGGAGCGCCUUCGCCAGCUUGCAGAGAUGAACAGGAAGCAAGAGUCCCAUCAUCAUCGUCAUCCCACCUUCAAUCCUCCGGGCGCAGCUCCCAGCAAAGCAGCCUUCGGUGAGGAGGAGUCGGAUCUUGCUGAGCAAUUGGGGUACAGCCUCGUGGAUGAAGACCUUGCCUCCGUCCUGAGUGGGUCCUCCGGUUGUUCCGUGCAGCAGAACUGCUUCAUGCUGGAUGCCAUCUUCAACUGCCGGAUGGACGUCUUGCGGGAGGGGAGGGACCUCCAGAUUGGGUCGCAGGUCCUGGCUGGCGAUGGCAAGACAGUUGUGGAGGUGGUCGAGAUCAAAGAAGCGCGAGCUACGGAAGUGGUCGACCUGAAGGCGGCUGGUGCAACACUGCGGGUGACCCCGGACCAUCCCGUGCAGAUCCCCGAUGCAGGUGCCAAGGCGGGACGCCAUCUUUACCUGCCGGCGGGCAAGCUGAAGGUGGGGGACUUCGUGAUGAAUAAUUCGGGAGAGCCGGUUGCGCUCACCACUGCACAAACCCUUCCCACGGAGUGCAAUGUGCUGAAGAUCGUCUUCAAGCCGGACCUGCCUGUGGCCGUCUUCCCCAACCCUUCGUCCUGCAUCCUCAGCAAGGGACACAAGAAGUCACAGAAUCGCCGCAGCGUCCGUGGAAGAGGCCAGGAGGCGGCCGAUCCGAUGGAUGAAGGGGCUUCCAUUCCGGACACCGCGGCCGGUGAGUACACGGACUAA